Molecule: messenger RNA, 2581 nt
Organism: Pocillopora damicornis (cauliflower coral)
Lineage: Eukaryota; Metazoa; Cnidaria; Anthozoa; Scleractinia; Pocilloporidae
Product: plasmanylethanolamine desaturase 1
Molecular function (GO): oxidoreductase activity
Source: RefSeq, a predicted model, not a curated record
AUAUAUAUUUUUUCAGUUAUUUUUGGAGUAAAAUGUACCGGUAUUAAAAUGGUCAUAUCUCAGGAUGCUACAGAUGAACCCAAUCAAGGGUUUACUGACUUUUCUGAACUGAAGAACGGAGUAGGAAGAUCACCAGCUUCAAUAAAAGCGAUUAAUGCGAAGACUUUGGCUGAGGGCUAUACUAAAGGGAAAAGACGCUUGGAGACCUUUAGUGUAGUAUCAUGUGCCAUUUUUUCCAGCAUAGUUCUUUUCUACUUGUGUAAGAAUUUCCAACUCUCUGAAAUCAGAACAGUUGUGUUUGCUGCAGUUGCAGGAGCAGUCACUGCAGACUUCCUCUCUGGGCUGGUUCAUUGGGGGGCAGACACAUGGGGAGCAGUAGACAUCCCUAUUUUUGGCAAAGCCUUCAUCCGUCCUUUCCGAGAACAUCAUGUGGACCCCACAGCCAUAACAAGACAUGAUUUGAUUGAAACAAAUGGUGACAAUUGUCUGUUGACCUUACCUGGUUUAUCUUACAUGGUCUACAAGUUUCUCAUUUAUGACCAAGAAACAAUUGAAGCAUCCUAUGGAACAGACUGUUUUGUGUUCUUCUUGGCUGUGUAUGUUACCUUAACCAACCAAAUCCACAAGUGGUCACACACCUACUUUGGUUUGCCAAUGUGGGUACAAAAACUUCAGGACUGGCAUAUUAUCUUACCACGCAAGCAUCAUCGCAUUCACCAUGUUUCUCCCCAUGAGACAUACUUCUGCAUCACAACUGGUUGGCUUGACUAUCCUCUUGAGGUGAUCAGAUUCUGGCGAUCCUUAGAGUGGUUGAUUGAGAAAACAACAGGGGUGAAGCCGCGAUCAGAUGACAUGAAAUGGGCAGGGAAACCCAAUUGAAUUUGAUCAAAUUGUGGUCUAAAACUGAUCUAAAAAGUGUGAAAUUAUGUUUUGUGGGUGAGUGUAGGGUAGGUAAUAUACCAAGGUGGGUCUGGUCUACCCACAUAGACUCUAGUAAUGCACUUAUAAUUUUACAUUGUCCUGUUUCUGUUUUAAUUAAAAUUAUAACAGAAACUAUCCAAAUCUUUAUUUCUGCCUGCACUUGAUCCCAUUUGUCAAGAUCAGUAAUCUUUCAGAAUAGAGAAACAGAUAAGCAAACUCCAACAGAGACAGACAGACAGCCCAAAGCAAAUUGAGAUUAACUGUGAUUUUUUUUUUUCAAAUUUAAGUUAAAGGUUAUUAGCCACACAGAAAUGCAGAUUUAAAGUAAUAUUGCACAGUGGGAGAAAAGUUACUUGUCUGAACAUUUUUCAUACAUGGAACAACUGCUGGGAAAAAUCUUACCAGAAACACAAGUUAGGAUCAUUACCUUAUUGGUUAAAUUGUAUCAGGUCUUAUUUCAAACAUUUGAAUGAAGUGUUGUUAUGCAUGUAUGUACUUAUGACUUAAGCGCUCAGGAGUUCUUUUAUUGGUUGUGCCAUGCUUGUACACCUCAGUUACAUUAGGCCUUCAUUAGAUUUUUUUGGUGUGUUAAUCUUCCUCUCCAAAAUGGCCUUGACAAGUACCUCUUACUAUUUGUCAAGAGUGGUCACUAACUGGGUAACCUGCUUAAAGGUGUGGAAUAAUUAUUUAUCCAAGGCAGGGAGAUGUAAUGACUUAUAUGUAAAAUGAAUGAUCUAAUAAGGAAAAUUAUAGGUCAAGAGAAAUUCUACAGCAAAAAAAUUUUUUUUCUGUGAAUUCUGUAAUUUUAAAACUAGCCCACAAUAUUACUGAUUAAUAUUGUUAUUGUUGUUCUUAUUAUCAUAGUAAGCUAGAAGGAUGUUUAAUGUGAUAGAACACUGAUAUCAACAUUGAAGAAUGCAAGAUUCUGUGCAUAUCAGUAAGUGAAAGUUAGGUGAAAAUUUGCCAUUGAGGUUCCACACAUCACUCCAAAACAUCCCUGCAUCAAAGUUGGCUAAACCCUUUAACUCUCAAGAUCCAACUAGCAAUUUUCCCCUCUGACCACCACACUAAAGGGGAGAGUUGGCUGUUAUAUUUUGAUGAUGCCCUUUGGCUGCCAACCCUGUCUGUUCUAAUAAGCUAUUUGCAAUAUAACAUAUUGGAAUCACAGUGAGAAGUUACAUGUGGAUCACAUCUGGCAGUUUAAAGAUUUAAGGGAAAAAAAUACUAAAAAACUUAAGAUGGUUUUUUUCUCAAUGUAAAGUUCUGUGCAGAAAUUUUAGGCUUCCUUAAUCCAAUUUUGGUUAAUCUUGACCAUAGUGUGCAUGUGAGGUAAAUAAGGUAUUUAUAUAUUUGAUAAAUAGUGUCUUUUUUUGGAUAAACUGCUGUCAAACCUUAAAUCUAAUGAAAGAACUGUUGUUGGUAUUCAGAGGGCUUGAUAGGCUGUAUGCAAAGUACGAAAGUAAUCAAAAUUGAAGGUUUAAAUAUUGCACCUAGACUUGAGUUGGGUUGCUGUUGCCAUGAUUGGCUAAAAUUAGCGGGCUGUGUUUUACUGUGGAAUAAGAAACUUAUUGAGGGCUUUCGAGGUCCUCGCUUGCUUGCAUUUUGUUGGUCAAUGAAUCAAGUGAAUUAACAAGUUUAUUAAAGGAUGAGAGGCAACUGA